UAUUUUAUUACCAUAGUAAAUAUUGUUAUUAUUACUGUGCAGUUUGAUUUUUCAGUAAUUUUCGAAUACACAAAGUGUGCGAUUUAUUCACUUCAACAAAAUGCAUUUGCUUACUGUUAUUACAAUUAUAAACAUAAGUACCUUAUUUAGAACUGUUACGUAGAAAAUAACAUAUGUAUUCUUCUUUGUACUAUUAUUAAUAAAAAUUGGUUAAAUUUAAGUUAUGAUUUAAUGUUAGAAAUUGAUAAUAGAUUUGAACAGCGCGCCUUUUCUUUUCGAUAGUAUCGAUCGAUUUAGUUUGUCAAGAGCGGCGCUGCAAGCACGCUAAAUAUCGCGCGCUUUUUGCGCGAACGGUAUAAAUUUGACGUUCAAGUUGUGUAGUUCAAUUUGUGACAUUUUAUCGUUAAAAAGUUGUGUUUUGUACUGAAUAAAGUGAUAUUAGUGAACAAUUGAAGAACAAUGCAGUUUCCUACGAAAAAGAUGUAUAAAUACUUACAAAUAUGAACAAGAAACCUCCGAGAAUUUCCACAACAUUCUACAAGUAACAUCCCAUGCUAUUCCAAUCGUAACGAAGAUGUGUACAAAGGCACUUCGUAAACGAAUAGGGAGAGAAAUUGAAGGAUCGACGAGCAUCUGGCUUGAUGGCGUAUCCCAGGGUCGGCCGAUCCGACGCGCCGAACGUUAAUUUUAACCGUCAUCGCGAAAUCGAGCCGGACAGCGAAUUUUACAACGCCCGCGAUUCGGAUUCCGAUUCCACCUCGGAAAAGGAUUACCAAGAUUCGAGCAACGUCAUGUCACUAUUCAAGGGAAGAUCGAUGAACCCCAAGUAUUCUGAUAAAAUGCCAAAAGACUCGUCAUGGCUGAUCACCAAGGAGUAUCGACCGUGGCAGAAGAUCGACGAGGGCAGAUCCCAUUACAACUCCUUACCUAUUGCUCGAGGUUUCCGAAAUAGCCAGAUGAACGGGUACACACCGAGGCUAGGACGCGAGAGCGACGUCGAUCGAAUCUGCAAAUGAUUCCGAAACACGAGCUUUGACACCACCGGAAGUUAAUAUAAUCUAGCCUUAAUUCGCAUCAUUAUCCUACGACUUUGUUUGAUCCCGAAGGAACCGGAUUUGUGGUCCGUGAAUAUCGAUGACAAUAAAGGUUGAAUGAAAUUUCAUCGCUGUUAGUGUUAAUAUAAUACAAACACUCUUGCGCUAGUUUAGUAUAAACACCCUGCUAUUAAUUUAGUGUAGCAUACUCUGCUUUGUUUGCUGUAUCACGUACUAAUUAGUUUGGAAGUUGGAUAUUUUGGGAGCGCAGAUUACGGGAACUCUCAAAAUUUAACCCUCUGAACGUGGCCGUUGGUUAUCUGUUAGA
Messenger RNA from Megachile rotundata (alfalfa leafcutting bee), 1362 nucleotides. RefSeq names its product CAPA peptides. The record is from RefSeq and is a predicted model, not a curated record. NCBI's taxonomy places the organism in Eukaryota, Metazoa, Arthropoda, Insecta, Hymenoptera, Megachilidae.